UUUCAGUGUGACACACGAGUUGCAAUCUUUAUUUGUUUCCCCCCCUUGGUUCGAUUGGAAGUCAUGGCUGGUCCUGACCUGAUAAGAACCGUCCUGUACACCAUCAAUAACCUUUUGCAGCAGGAGAAGUACAAAGCCGCCCUGGCCGUGGUGAAAGGAUUCAGGAACGGAGCCGUAUAUGGAGCAAAGAUCAGAGCGCCGCAUGCCCUGGUUAUGACGUUUCUGUUCAGAAGCGGCAGUUUGAAAGAUAAACUUCGGGCCAUUUUGAAAGCCACAUACACGCACUCCAGGAACCUCGCCUGCUUUGUGUUCACUUACAAAGGACUGCAAGCCUUGCAGCAGAAGAUCCAAGGAAAGAGUCUACAGUCCCACUCCUUCCUCGCUGCCUGUGUCGGAGGGUGGCUGGUGUUCGGAGACAACAACAAUAUUAACAGCCAGAUCAACAUGUACCUGCUGUCCAGAAUCCUGUUCGCCUUGUCUCGGCUGGCUGUUGAAAAAGGAUUCGUCCCUGCACCCAAGCAAGACCCUUUCCCUCUCUUUGCCACGCUGGUGUGGGGCAUUGUGUUGUGGUUGUUCGAGUAUUACCCACACACCCUUCAACCCUCGCUUCAGUCCUCCAUGAAUUAUCUCUAUCAUGACAGCAAUGUGUGGCACGACAUUUCAGACUUCCUAGUUUAUAAUAAGCCAAGGACUGCCGGUUCUCAGAAAUAAAGCUCCAGGCUUUUUCCUUUACUUUCUGAUGGAGUAAUUGUAUAUAUUUCUUUUUUAGAAUCAAAAUUAGAUAAAAAGUAACUAAUUCUUGCCUUUUUUAACUUUAUCUUUAUAUGACACUGUGCCUUGAAUUUUAAUUAAACUUUUAAUUUAUUUAGUUCUAUAUGUGUAUGUGAAAUUUAAUCAUAUUUGCAAAGCACUACUCAUUUACAAUGGACGAUACAUUGUAUGAUUAUGUUCUUUGUGGGUUUUGUUUGGGGGGGGGGGGUUCUAUUGCAAUCUUCAGGAAUAUUAAAAUGAAAUGGAACAAAUGUGGCUUAUUUGUUUAGAAAACUGUGAUAAAGACAAUGUUUAAUACAUUUGAUUAGAGACUUGGGAUUAAAAUUGUAUAAAAAAAAUUAAUAUUACACAUAUCCAGUAUUUAAUGUAAGUUGUUAAUGCUGCUAUAAAAUUAAAGAACUUGCUAAAAUUAAA
Fundulus heteroclitus (mummichog) is the source of this 1185-nucleotide messenger RNA. RefSeq names its product peroxisomal membrane protein 4 (gene pxmp4). Gene Ontology annotation, cellular component: peroxisomal membrane. NCBI's taxonomy places the organism in Eukaryota, Metazoa, Chordata, Actinopteri, Cyprinodontiformes, Fundulidae. The transcript has 4 exons. The record is from RefSeq and is a predicted model, not a curated record. The coding region runs from base 64 to 711 and encodes 215 amino acids.